Recurvomyces mirabilis is the source of this 3114-nucleotide messenger RNA. RefSeq lists its product as uncharacterized. The transcript has a single exon. The record is from RefSeq and is a predicted model, not a curated record. Lineage: Eukaryota; Fungi; Ascomycota; Dothideomycetes; Mycosphaerellales; Teratosphaeriaceae. The coding region runs from base 1 to 3114 and encodes 1037 amino acids. Gene Ontology annotation, molecular function: ATP binding; ATP-dependent chromatin remodeler activity.
AUGGCCGCUCGAAAGCUCGGCACUGCCGGCCACCGCAACCUCAACCUCGAGGAGAGAGUCAAUCUGAUGGAAGGCGAAGACGCGCUGAGCGAGACCGAUAGCGAUCUGGAUGCCAUCCCGCGCAAGAAGAAUGGCCAAGUCAGCUUUGACGACUACAUCGACUCACUGGAGAAGGAGGAGGUGGUGCACGUACUCUCUGACACGGACGAGGAAGGCACGAAGAAGCGCAAGCGUGGUGAGCGCAUAGCCUUUGAUGAUGAUGAUGAGGAUUCUGAUGGUGCUUACGAGAAGUUCAAGGCGAGGAAGUCUGAGAAGCGAAAGAAGAUGCUGGCCAGUACGCGGAGAGCGAGAAUGAAUGUGAAGAACUCUAGUAUGGUCGGACGUAAGCCGAAAAUUGUCAUCAAGGUGAAGGAGAGCAAUGCCAAGGGUGCGAAGGUGUAUGGCGAGGAGACAGACGAGGACGAGGCACUUAUGGAGACCACACUCCCAGACUAUCUCAAGCAGCGGAGGUCGAGCUGGGACGAGCGGCGAGAGAAGCUGGAGGGGACGGCUGGUCUCCAGUUGCCACCACAGUAUGACGACGUAGACUUCUCCGAGGACGAUCGUAUGGGGAAUCUGGCAGAGCGACCUCGACUAUCGCCGGCUAUGUUGCAAUGCCCGUACGAGGACGUCCAGCUUCGCUACUCGCUCGGCAUUGUGCCAGCUCCCAUUGCGCAGUACCUUCGGCCGUACCAAAUCCAGGGGGCGGAAUUCCUGCAUGAGCUAUUCGUGUACCAGAGAGGUGCCAUUUUGGGAGAUGAUAUGGGUCUCGGCAAGACUAUCCAGGUCAUCGCUUUCUUGACGGCAGCCUUUGGGAAGACAGGCGAUGAGCGCGAUCACAGGCGCAUGCGGAAGACGCGGCGCAUGGGUGACGAUCGAUGGUAUCCUCGCGUCUUGAUCAUUGCACCUGGCUCUCUCAUGGCGAAUUGGAAGGCUGAGCUAGACCGCUGGGGCUGGUGGCAUACGUACGUCUACCAUGGCACGCCGAAGGAGAAGGAGGCGGCUUUGGCUGCUGCGCACAAAGGACGUCUGGAGAUCAUGAUCACGACAUACGACAGCUAUCGCAUCAAUCAAUCCGCCAUCAAUGGUAUACGCUGGGACGCUGUAGUGGCUGAUGAGUGCCAUAAGAUCAAAGAGAUCGGUGCCGAGAUCACGAAGGCGAUGAAUGGCAUAAAUGCCCUAUGUCGCAUCGGCAUGACAGGCACUGCCAUUCAGAACAAGUACGAGGAGUUAUGGACUCUGCUCAACUGGACCAACCCAGGACGCUUUGGGCCGAUCAGUGUCUGGAAGCAAGCCAUCUGUCUACCGCUAAAGCUCGGCCAGAGUCACGAUGCCACGAUCUCCCAGCUCGCCAUUGCACGGCGCACUGCGAAGAAGCUGGUCGAUAACCUUCUUCCGCCUUUCUUCCUCCGCCGCACAAAAGCACUGAUUGCACAUCAAUUGCCGAAGAAGAGUGAUCGAGUAGUCUUUUGUCCUCUCACCGACACACAAAGCGAAGCGUACAACAACUUCUGUGACUCCGAGAUCGUCCGCACCAUUCGAGAGGCCUCCAAUCCAUGUACCUGUGGCUCCGACAAAAAACAAGGCUGGUGCUGCUAUACCCACGUCGACGAUACGAAGUGGCAGCACCACGUCUUCCCAACCAUCGUGACAUUGCAGAAGCUUGCAAACCAUCUUGCCCUUCUCAUACCAUUAGGUGAGGCUGAUAAGGAGCAGCACGACAAAGAUGUGAAGAAGCUCGAGGCUGCUCUCCCGGAUACGUGGAGAGACCUUUAUCGCCAACGUGACAGCAUAGUGACUUACGCCAAUCAAGACUUCUGCGGCAAGUGGCGUGUGCUCAAGAAGUUGUUGAAACUAUGGCACAGUAACGGAGACAAAGUUCUAGUCUUCAGCCACUCUGUUCGCCUGCUGAGGAUGCUCAAUAUGCUGUUCAAAGCAACGACCUCAUACAAUGUCUCCUACCUCGACGGCUCGAUGCCGUACCCCGAUCGGCAGGAGACCGUCGACACCUUCAACUCUGAUCCGGGUCAGUUUGUGUUCCUUAUAAGCACCAAAGCUGGUGGUAUAGGCCUGAACAUCACUAGUGCAAACAAGGUCGUGGUCGUUGACCCAAACUGGAAUCCUUCCUACGAUCUACAGGCGCAAGAUCGAGCAUACAGGAUCGGACAGACCAGGGAUGUAGAAGUGUUCCGACUUGUGAGCAAAGGCACUGUCGAGGAGAUCGUGUACGCAAGACAGAUCUACAAGCAGCAGCAGGCCAAUAUCGGCUACAAUGCAAGUGUCGAGCGAAGAUACUUUAAAGGCGUGCAAGAUCAGAAGGAGAUGAAGGGUGAGAUCUUCGGUCUCGCCAAUCUUUUUGCGGCAGUGGCAGAGAAUGUGGUCUUGAGGGAGAUCGUGAACAAGACUAACAUCGCCGAGACUAGAGCAGGAGUCGAGAUAGCUGGUCUCGAUCUAGAAGCUAGCCAAGAGUCUCCGGACGGCGAAGAUGAUGAUAGCCUCCUACCCAUUACCAGCACGAGCCGCGCCUCAAGCGCGGGUGCAGAAGAUGAAGCAAUGUCCCAACUUGCCCGCGAGAUCAUCGAUGAGCCUUUGGGCAAGCAGAAGAAGGCAGCGGAGAGGGCGAAGAAGGAUCCGGUGUCUGCUAUCUUGGCCAGCGUGGGCGUGGAGUAUACACACGAGAAUGCUGAGGUGGUGGGGACGAGCAAGAUUGAGAUGAAGAUCUCGAGUCGAGCGCAGAAGGCUGGGAAUGAUCUCGACUUUGAUCAGGAUAGGGCUUUUGGCCGGGCUGCGCUGUCGCAGGAUACCGGCGGUGGAAGUCGUGGUGAUGGUAAUGGCAAGCUUCGGGGUGCAGCUAGUGGUGGGGAUGGUGGCGAAGAGGAUGAAGUGCGCUAUCAGUAUCGUCCGCCUGCGGACGUGCGAAGGAGGCAGUUCUGCUCUAUGGCGAAAAUAGCUGGAUAUGCUGAGGAUAGAAUAGAGGACUUUGCGCUCGUGGUUGAAGGCUGGACGCAGGAGAAUCGGAGGGAGUUCUUGGAGAGUUUUUAUGCUGGGCGCAGGAAGGACUUAGAGAAGUACUGA